AUGGAGCUGUACGGCGUUGCAGUGGAGUAUGAGACGUUGGCCUUUGAAUUGGCCCAAGAGAUGCUCGCAGAGGGGUCCUCUGAGGUUUCCCUAGUGCAGUACUACCGUUUGAUUGAGAUGGCCGUCAGGACGCUUGUCGCGUUGAAGCAGCGGGGCACACUGUCGUUGGAGCAGGACUGUGACGUGACGUGGCGGCUGGCGCGGCUUCUUGUGAACGAGACGUGGGACCUGGAUCUUGCGGAGACGUACCUUUCGUCGCUUAGGGAGAGGAUUAUCAGCAAUGGGAGGUUCAUUGACAAUUUGAACGCGAGGCUCGUAUGCGAGUACUGGCUUCUGUAUGAGAUCCCAUUGAGAAGAGACGACAAGUUCCACUGCAAAAUUGCACUUAGAGGGUGUUUUGCGCUUCUCGAAGGGUUGGACACGAAAUCGAACAUGUACAGUCUGUUCAAGUUCAUUGCGGCGGCCCUCAAUCUUAAGAUGAAGAAGUAUAGGCGUGCCCAGUUGCAACUGGAAGAACUGGUUUUAAUUAUUGAAGAGCAUGACGCGUCGAGGAGGGAUUGGUACGCGUUUGUGCUGCUGCGGUACGUCAAUUUGAUGCUGGAAAGACGAACUCCACUAACGCCAGCUACUAAACAGAGACUCGCAGCAUUGAAAUGCGACGAGAUCGGCCCGCAAUUAUACGUUUGGAAACUUUUCUUGGAGUUGACAAUCCAGAUAUACAAGGACGCCAAUAUAACGGACGAGCUGAACAAGUUCAAGACGUUUUUCCAAAGUUACAAGACAGAGUUGAAGACGGCGGAUCGAUACUCCAUCAAAUUCAAUGAGUUUAUAUCCAUGCAAGUGCAACUGUCGACGAUAUCCCAGUACAGGGACGUGAAGAACGUUUUGCUACUGAUGCAAAGUGUCAGCUACCUGGUGAACUGCUACGAUCCAAGGGCGAACUUCUCGACAAAGUUCUUACCCAAGGUCAAAGCCACGACAGGGCAAUUAAUCAAAACAAUGGCUGAUGGUGCGAUGCCACAAUCACUGAGCCACUGGGACACGAAGUCCGCAUGGUAUAAUGAUAUUUUGUACUACUGCGAUUUUUACACCAUGUGGGAACAUAUGUUGUUGGGAUCGUCGAUUGAAACGCAACAGCCCAAGGAUACCAAGUUUUGGAUUUACAACGAGUUGUUAAACGCUAUUAAUGGACAGUCAGGCUUAAGUGAUUGCGAAGGUGCGAGCGAUUGCCUUGCGAAAUACAGCGCGGUUUUGGCAAAGGGACAAAGUGCAAAGAGAUCUGCACCAAACGAGGUCAAGAUCAUUUGUCUCUUGAACCAGUUUACAGUGUUAGCAUCUCAAGUGAGCCAAAACGAGGGAGUGCAGGAUGGCAUUACACAAUGUGGUGAAAAAUGGGCCCAAAUAGCGGAGUUAAUGAGGGAGACGGAUUUGGAGGGCAACAAUGUAUGGGACUGUACCAUCGCGAUUGUCUGGAUCAUAUCGCAUUUCGAGCCGUUCACGUGGAACCCAUUACCGAGUACGAACGAGGAGAAAAGCGUUUAUAUGAACAAGCUGAACGAGUACUACUCUGCGAACAAGAUGGUUAACAUGGAGCACGCGGUGGCCGGUGGUGAGCGGUUUCAGUUGAAGAAGAGUCUACUGUUACAGAUAUUAUUGAAUUACCUGGGUGGGAGAAUCAUCGAGACUGAGACAGAAUUGAUCACAGAAAUUUCAGCGACUUGUUUCAAGCUUGCACGGCGACACAAUAUGGCAGCCAUAAGCUACGUUGUGGGGCUGUGGCAUCUGAUGAAUUGCACCAUUUCGAUGAAACCGAAAGAGGUGACGUACACAACGGCCAAAUUGGAGGCCAUUGUGAGAGAGAUGAAAGCCUGA
Molecule: messenger RNA, 1872 nt
Organism: Huiozyma naganishii CBS 8797
Lineage: Eukaryota; Fungi; Ascomycota; Saccharomycetes; Saccharomycetales; Saccharomycetaceae
Gene: SCC4
Product: cohesin-loading factor complex subunit SCC4
Exons: 1
Coding region: 1-1872 (623 amino acids)
Biological process (GO): mitotic sister chromatid cohesion
Source: RefSeq, a predicted model, not a curated record